ACUCUUCUUCAUUUCUUUCGCAUAGAUUUUUACUGAUAAAUUCUAUUUAUUCGAAGUACCUAUAUCGUCAUUAUAAUAUUUUAUUAUUAAUCAUUAUGAAUUCGGAAAGGUUUUUACAAGUAUAUAUAUAUCCUCAAAAUUUCUCUCUCAUUAAAAAACACUUCUUUAUUUUAUCUCCCAAAUGAUGGUGUCAAUAAAUUGUUUAUUCAUAGGAAAGACUUCUUUUGUUGAUACUUUUGCGGUUAACGUUACUGAAGAAAGCGACAUUCUUGGUUCUUUAGUCAAUAUUAAUAAUUUAAAGAUUUCAGACCUCGUCUAUGAGGAGAUUAAGGAUACUAAGUUUAAUUAUAAGGACAUUGACCUUUAGAAGGUUGACAUCGCUUACGAUGAAUGAGACAGGCUUAAAACAUGUUACUACCGAAGAUGAUAUUAAAGAAAAACUUGGAGGCGAGCAGUUGAUACCCAUCUUCUUGGUUAAGGGAUGUUUUGAAAAAUUUAUCCAAAGGAAUAUUCACGUCAUCGUACAAGUGCCCGCUACUGAUAAGUUUCUUCGUGUUAAAGGUUCUCAUGAACGCUUGAAGAUGAAACUUGUUGCGAAUCUAGGUAGUCACAUCGUUGAGGGCAAGUUCUGUUUGUUUCAUGGGCAUCGACAAAGUGGCAAAAUGACUGCUGCUUGGGAACUGAAACGUCUUACUGAGUUCUGGCGGUCCGUAUGCGUCAAAGUGAAGUCUGCUAUACCUGCUUAUGUAGAUGAAGCGUCUUUCUCUACUAAAUUGAAAAAUGAAAAAAUAAGAGCAAGUGCUUUUGAAGGACUCUUUAAUAAAGACAGAACAUCAUUGAGAGAUAUAAUCUUGAUUAUAGAUGAAGCCUCAAGACCAAUUAAUGAUAACGAAACUUCAUGGUCUUAUAGCUUCUUUGCGGAGGUCAAGGAUCUUCUUGCUCAAUAUGCUGAGGAUAAUAAGUUUGAAAUUGAAGUAGACAAUAUUGCUGCGGAUGUUUACUCUCUUACCCUUGGACACAAGGGUCUUGUCGGUAACUGCUGCUAUUAUUUUGAGCAAAAAAUCAUGUCUGGAGCUAUCAAAGCAACUCUCGAUGACUAGGUCAAAGAGCGUGAUGAAGGAAGUUGACGUCAUCAGCGUCUGAAUAUUCUCUUCCGUAAUAAAACCUUACCUGUUUAUGGCUUUGAACUCUCUGUUGCAGCAAGCGAGUCAGUGUUUGAUAAUCACCUUGAACGUUCCGAUUAUUAUUCUUCCAUCCAUAAGUGCGAUAAAAUGUAUACAAUUGAUAUCAGCUCUAGCGAAAACCAUGCUAACUACUUUAGAAAAUUUGUAAAACAAAAUUAUGAAAAUGUGAUUCCCGUUCACGUCUGGGAGACGGCAAGGCAAAACUAGUGUAUGGGAGUGACGAUAAGGAAGAAGUAUCAAUUACCGGGUUUAAGUGGCAAAUGAUGUGGGGCUAAGCUUAAAAAAGAAUAUAUUAUAAAAGAUAUGUACUUGAUUGCUACAUUGCUAACAGAAAUAUGAACGUAUUUAUGAAAAAUAGAUAAUAACAAU
This is a messenger RNA of Rhizophagus irregularis DAOM 181602=DAOM 197198, 1553 nucleotides long. Lineage: Eukaryota; Fungi; Glomeromycota; Glomeromycetes; Glomerales; Glomeraceae. The record is from RefSeq and is a predicted model, not a curated record.